Messenger RNA from Microplitis mediator, 2958 nucleotides. RefSeq names its product scm-like with four MBT domains protein 1. Gene Ontology annotation, cellular component: nucleus. Bases 223 to 2958 code for a protein of 911 amino acids. The record is from RefSeq and is a predicted model, not a curated record. Gene Ontology annotation, biological process: regulation of DNA-templated transcription. The transcript has 7 exons. Lineage: Eukaryota; Metazoa; Arthropoda; Insecta; Hymenoptera; Braconidae.
CGAGUGUUUCACAAGCGCAGAAUAACUUGCGCCGUUAAUACACAUGCUUCAUACUUAUACAUGACUUUAGUCAGAAAAAUAAAUGAUAAAAAACGUACAUUUAUAUCGUAUAAGUUAUUAAAUUUAAUAACAAAUUUGUUUAAAUAAUUGAUAGUAAUUAAAUUGUCAAGAGUAAAUUAUUUGCUGGUUAAUUUCCUGAUCGUGGGGAAUUAUAAAAAAAUAAUGGAACCGGGUACGAAUCAAAUGCAAGACAAGAUGCUGGAUGAAGAUAAUGGAUUUGUAUGGCAAGAUUAUCUCGAUGCUACGGAGAGUAUUGAGGUGCCACAGAUAAUGUUCCCCCAUGUAGAAUUAACAUUGCAAAGUGAAAUUGAAAUCGGAAUGGCCCUCGAGGUUCCAACGUCUAAAGGUACCAAUGAAGAGACUUCAUAUUGGGUAGCAACGAUUGUUGUUGCAUGUGAAUCAUUAUUAAGACUGAGAUAUUUCGGUAGCGAUGAUAAGUCACUUGAAUUUUGGUUUAAUUUAAAAAAAGAAACUGGCCAUGAGCUAGGAUGGUGUUUGGGGAAUAAUAAAAAAUUAGAACCACCUGAUGUUAUUUUAAAAAAAUCUCCAGAUUGUUUAGAAAAACUGGGAGAUUUUUUAGGGGCUGCGAAAUCAAUACCUGUUCAAGUCUUGUCUGGAGAGGAAUUAAGUAUGACUGAUAGAAUUAAACAAGGAAUGAAGGUUGAAGUCAGUGAUUUUUUUAAUCCAUACAAAAUAUGGAUUGCUACUAUAAUAAAAAAUGUUGGAGGAAGACUUUUGCUACGGUACGAUGUACCAAAUACUUCUAAAGCUCCAGUGAAAGAUUUCUGGAUAUUUUGUACAUCAGAAUCUCUUCACCCGUACGGUUUUACAGUUAAGUCAGAUUCGAAGUGGUUUUUAGAACCACCAAGUUCGAUAGUGGACAUUCACACGUACGAAGAGUGGAAAGAAAUGAUAGAGUGUGGACAGGAAUAUCAAGAGACAUUGAAUCUUUUCAAUCAUAGUCUAACUCAUCCUCAUCAUAAAUUUACUGUUGGCAUGAAGUUGGAGGCAGUCUGGCCUGUCGUGCGUACCAAAAUAUUCCCGGCAACGGUUGUCAAAGUGAUCGAUGAUAUAUAUUUUCUUGUGGAAUUGGAUACGUUUAGUCCAAAUAAAAGAAACAGCAGCAAUAAUUCAUCGUAUUCAUUCGAUGAAAAAACAACCUGGCUGUGUACAGCAGACCAUCCUUAUAUAUUUCCAGUUGGUUGGGCUAAAGAGCACGACGUUAAAUUGACAGCGCCCAAAGGUUGGUCAUUGCACAGUCCCGGUGAAUUUGAUUGGGACAUAUAUUUAAAGGAAAGUAACACAACAGCUGCACCCAGUGAAUUAUUUUGUUCACGCGAAUCAGCAAUCGACGCUGGCUUUGAAGUGGGUAUGCAUCUUGAAGCUGUUGAUCCACAAAGUGAAAAUACUAUUUGCGCCGGUUAUAUAUCGAAAAUAACAGCAGACUUAUUGUGGAUCGCAUUGAAUAAUUAUAAAACACGAGCUGAGCAUGUUGUUCAUAUGCAUUCAUCUAAAAUAUUUCCCGUUGGUUGGUGCGAAUCCAACCACUAUCCUUUGAAACCACCAAGAGAUUAUGAAGAAGUUUGCAAAAAAUUAGAAAAGCCUGAGAAAGAAGAAUUUAAAAAAAGUAUUAUUGAUAUACCGAUACCUGAAUCACGAUCGUCUCUGUGGUGUCCAAAAAUUUAUUUCAAUUAUCGUUGCUUUACUGGGCCAAUGAUAUCCAAAGGCAAACUUGCUAAUUUGCCUAAAUCUGUGGGUCCUGGACCAGUUACUCUUGUGAUGAAAGAGGUAUUGUCGAUGGUUGUGUCCGUUGGUUACAGAAGUGCACGUAUUCUAAGAGUACUUCAGUGUGACACUAAACCAGAACCUGGUUAUCAUCUUGAAAUUUUGAAAGCCAAACAUAAAAAUAAUACCUACCGUGCCAGUGUUGCUGUUGUAACUUCCGGUGAAAUGGUACCAGAGUUUUGUAAAACUAUUUGCCAAAAAUUGAGCGUCUGUCCAAAUUUAUUUGGCCCAAAUCAGAUACCUGAAGAUGACUGUCCUGAUAAAUGUAAUCGAUCAACUAAAACUAAAUAUUUGCUGGGAAAACGAGGAAAACCUAAAGGAUUCCCAAGUAUUCUGGAAGCUAAAACGAAACCAUGGGGUAAAAAACGCCGCAAAAAACGUGUUGAGGGCAAGCAAAAAAAUUCACCUGAGCCUGAUCAAGAUGACGAGAUGCCUUAUAUAUCUAUAGAUAUACCUAAAGAAGAGCUUGAGGAGAUCGAAGACUUUGACAGCAAGCCACCUUUAUCCGAAAUAGACGUCAUGAUUGAAAAAGACUUGCAGAAGUCUGAUAAAUCAGAUGACAUAAAAACUGAAGUUCCUUCCAGCAAUGCCUCUGAUGACUCACGAAGUUCUUUCAAUGAUCGUAAAAGCAAAAAUAGUGCUGACAGUCCCAACAGCGACACCAGUAAAAGCAAAAAUAAUAACAUUGCUGCUGUUGUUAAUAACAGCAACAAGUACAAUAAAAAAAAUAAAAAAACAAAAACGAAAAAACGUGAUCGUGAUUGGGAUGACAGCAUUGAAUCCGACAAUUCAGACGUUUAUGUCGAGGCAGAUCAAUGCAAACCAGAAGCAAAGCGUCCGAAAACGCGAAAGCUAAACACAAAUCCACUCUUUUGGAGUGUUGAUGACGUGUUCCGGUACCUUCGUAAGACUAAUGACUGCAAAGACGUCGCCUACAGAGUUAAGCAAGAGGAAAUUGAUGGCUUGGCAUUUUUAUUAUUAAAUUUACCAUCUCUUACGGAACACAUGAAACUACGCGAGAAUAUAGCAAUGAAAUUAUGUCGACAUAUCGAACAAGUAAAGGUAACCUUUUUCUUAAAACACAUAAAUGAAGAAAAACAGGAAAAAAAUUAA